Molecule: messenger RNA, 2277 nt
Organism: Scedosporium apiospermum
Lineage: Eukaryota; Fungi; Ascomycota; Sordariomycetes; Microascales; Microascaceae
Exons: 2
Coding region: 1-2277 (758 amino acids)
Source: RefSeq, a predicted model, not a curated record
AUGACUGGCGACGAUGCCUCCGAGGCCCCGAGCCAAGCCGAGUCAGACGGCCCAUCGCCGUCUUCUUCUGAUGUACCGCCCCUUCGGUGCUGCUGUGGCGAUCUGAACUGUAUCGUCUUGAGACACAACUGCUCGAUCUUGGAGAGCGUCGAGAAAGAUGUUCAUAUGGCAGCAAAACUUGGCCAAGCGCUAUUAGUUCGCCAUGAAGCCUACAUGGUUGAUACCGAGCGAGACCGCGCUACACUAACCUCCCGCAUCAAGCAACUUGAGACCGACAAAAGGGAGCUGGAAGCCAUGAACACGAGGACCAUCGAAGAAAACCGCGCCCUGCUAGAUCAGCUCGAAGAGCUAAAUAACUCCGUUUCCGAGUCUGAGAGCCGCAUUCAAGUCCUCGAGGCAAGUUUGCAGGCUUCCGAGCAGACCAUUCGUCGACUCGAGAUCACCGCCUCCCGCGCCGCUGAUAUGGAAAGACACAUCACCACCCUAGAGAACGACCUCGAACACGCGCAAAACACACUUGUUAACACGGAAGAGGAGUCUCGAUCUGCUGUAAGACGGUGGAGGUUAGCUGAACGCACAAUUGCCGACCUCCAGAGUCAACUUGACUUGAUGGAGCGGGGUGCUCGCGAAGAGAGAGAGCGACAGGCCGAGGUUAUUGAUCGUAUGGAACGCCAGCGUGAGAUUGAGAGGGAACUUAGCACUGCGGCAGGCCGACUUAAGGGUGCCGCUGCCGUCAAGUCGCUCGGUUUCGGGCCUCAGAGCAGCACGGGUGCAGGAACGAGCACGGUCGUCUCACAUUUCGUGAGGGAUCUACUGCAGGAUAACGCGAAUUUGCAGCUAGGGAUUGCUGAGCUCCGAGAACUCCUUGCCAAUUCCAGUGAUGAGAUCCAAGUGCUUAGAGAACGCCUUUCCCUUCAUCAGCCUAUUCACGAGACUUCACCUGCCGCCCUUGUCUCGAAUUUGAGAGCCGAACUCGGAGCGCCCCAGUCUCCGCCAUCUCGAGAGGUCCACAUACACCAUCAUUACCAUGUCACGCCAAAACAGGAGAACCGAAAGCCCAAGAGGAGAAGGCAGGGUAUGAACUCAUUGUCGGGAUUCAUGCCACCUACACCGGAACAUUCCUCUCCCACCCUUCCACCUACCGCCCGCGAGCAAUGGCAGAGACAGGCUAUUCAUGAUCCCUAUUCCCCGAGAAGCCCUAUAACAAACGAGUCGGAAACAGAAUCCUCUGUUCGGUGGUCACGCGCCUCUAAUCUCAUCUCCGAGUUUGCGCUAUCGACUUUAUCUAGCUCGCCGCAGAGCAAUCCUCGCUUGUCAAUGUUUGAUGGAAGUAUGGCUCUCGAUAGUGACGGGCCACCCUCGCCAUCUACAAGCAUAGAUCCAUUGUCUCCGACCCCCAAGUCGGAUGGAAAUGGAAUGCAAAUGCCGGUUAUGCCCUUGAGCAGCAAUUUCCAGGGCUUUAUGCCCUCCUCGCCCUACCCUGCCUGCACAACGGCACUCUCACUCGGCAUUGUAGAGUUGUCUCAACCGUCUUUACCCGUGCAACAUCCGGAAAACGUGGGUGAAGACACAGUAGAGGAAGUUGACGACGAUGACGACUCUUCGACACGGACAACUACUGAAAGAGACAGUCCAAGAGCCGAAGUGGGGCAGCUAGAAGAGGUGGAUGACAUGUCUAGCCCCCCAAGCCCCCUACAGCCUGUUCUUCGUCGGACCGUGUCCCAUGAAUCCAUCAUGUCCCUCUCUGGUGGUCUGGAUAUUCACACUCUCAAGAACCGUCCAAGCCAGCUCACUUUAUGCCAUCUGGGCAGUGCGCAGGCCAUCGUAACGGGGAUAACGGCGCAGCCAACUCUCUCUACCCUCGGUGGAAAGCGGGGCUCUGCCGUUCUGCGGGACAGCCUCGCCGCGCUCCCAUCCCCCACGCCUCAGCAGACCCCAGGAUCAUCCUUUGGGACUCUUGGUAAAUGGAGAGGGUGGCGACCCUGGGGAGGUCGAGCUUCUACGGGUGGUGAUGAAGGCAGCAACAACAACGACGAUCCACCCACGAAUGACACCUCGGCAGAGACGGAAACCGCCGUCUCCGUUCGGAUUAAGCCCAAGCCUGCCACCAAGGAAAGGGAGAAGGAUAUCAUUCGUACUCCCGGGAUCAAUCAACCGGGAGCCAUCCCCGGCUUCCAAGAGUACUGGGCUGCCUCACAACGGCGCCGCGGUGCGCCAAGUAAGGUACAACCCGACACUGUUGAUCGAGCUGCCCUCAAAGACAUAUUAGAAAGUUGA